UGAACGGUAAAAAUAUCUAUAAUCCAUUGCAAAGAUUUUUAUUUAAUUGUUCAUCAUCCACUUGUACAACGAAGCUCAAGAUGCCGAUGAGCAAUCAUACCCCUUUGGAAGAUAUGUCAGCUGGUCGAGGGCAAGGUGGUGGAGGGCCUCCUCAAAAUUGUUUAAAAGUUUAUAUUCAAAGGGAUUAUAGCGAAGGAACUAUGGUUAAAUUUCAAACGAGAUUUCCUUCAGAACUUGGUGAUAGAUUGGACAGACAAUCUUUUGAAUAUACAAUCAAUCAACUUAAUAAUUAUUUUGCCGAAGCUGAACGAGCUAGUUGUUCAACAUACUGCGAAGGUUGCUUAGCAUGUCUUACUGGUUAUCUCAUAUACAUUUGUACAGAGACACAUUAUGAGAAAUGCUUACGUAAAAUUGCCAAAUUCGUGAGUGAACAGAACGAUAGAGUUUACAGGCCACGUGGUUUAUUACUGACUGACCCAACAACGCGUGGUUUAAGAUUAAUAGAAAUAUCGGUGCUUGAUAGGCCAGCAUCGUGACUGCAUGUUAGCCGAUCUACUGAGAUCUUCAUGUGACCUUUGUGCAUCUGCUAUUGUUUAAAACGUAAAGAAAAAUCCAUACAUUUACAUUUACAAAUGUGUGGUGUCUUCCCUUUAUAAAUUAUCACACGCAUUGUGAUCCAAAAUAUUUGAUAUUUAUGUGAAGUUUCGAAGUUUAAUAAUGUGCAUUAGAGAACUGAAAGAAAUUGAUCCUGUUAAUUAUGUUAUCGUUCAUUUUUCAUUAUAAAUGGUGGCCAUUUUAUUUAAAUAUUAAAGGUA
This is a messenger RNA of Ceratosolen solmsi marchali, 815 nucleotides long. Its product is annotated as golgin subfamily A member 7. The transcript has 3 exons. The record is from RefSeq and is a predicted model, not a curated record. Gene Ontology annotation, cellular component: palmitoyltransferase complex. The coding region runs from base 81 to 536 and encodes 151 amino acids. NCBI's taxonomy places the organism in Eukaryota, Metazoa, Arthropoda, Insecta, Hymenoptera, Agaonidae. Gene Ontology annotation, biological process: peptidyl-L-cysteine S-palmitoylation; protein targeting to membrane.